Messenger RNA from Camellia sinensis, 1154 nucleotides. Lineage: Eukaryota; Viridiplantae; Streptophyta; Magnoliopsida; Ericales; Theaceae. The record is from RefSeq and is a predicted model, not a curated record.
AUGGAUUCCGUUGGAGUCAUUAUUUCCUUCUAUCAACUGAAGUUGGAGAGUUUUGCAGAAUAUGAACUUUGGUGGCCAGAUGGGCCUAUGAUUCUACACCACCAACCUGUGCAUCAAACUUGGAGACAAUUUUUUUCACCAACUUUGGAGUCAAAUGAAGUUCACGGUGAACCAGAGAUCAACAAUGAUGCAGGAACUGGUCCGCUUUUGGGAGCUGAUGACAGUGAUGAUAACAGCAGAAGCUCUAGUGAAUAUCAAACUUGCAAUGUCUCAGAUUUCUACAUUUCUGACAUGAUUGCUGCAGGCUUACCCAUUGAAGGCAACUCAAUUUAUGAUGACAUCACAGAAGCUAGUUGCUUGCUUGAUUACAAAUGUGAUGAGCCAAGUACGUUUUUUGACGUGGCUGAGGAAUACAUGAUACUGCCUUUCCUUGAGGAUACCAUGGAGGCAGGUGGCAAUCAUGAUGGCAGAACAUGUGAGGACGCCAUUAUAGAUUCAGAUGAUUCAAGCUUGUAUCUUGCAAUCCAUCAGUUGAGAUCCUGCAAUGAGGAACCUGAUGUGAAUCCCUACUCAGAUUCAGAUCAAUUAGGGUGCUUUGAUCCACACAUGUUUAUCAGAAAUCUACCUGACCCACCAGAUGUGGCGCCAAAUUUUCACCCCACUACAUUGCUAAAUGAAACACAGAAAAUGAAGUCCAUUACCCUAGUACUGGAUUUGGAUGAAACACUUGUCCACUCUACGUUGGAACAUUGUGAAGAUGCAGAUUUUAGCUUUCCAGUCUUUUUCAACAUGAAAGAGCACAGAGUCUGUAAAACAGAGGCCUUGCCUUCAAAUGUUCCUAGAGAGGGUUGCUGAGAUGUUUGAAAUUGUGGUGUUCACAGCCAGUCAAAGCAUCUAUGCAAAACAGCUACUGGAUAUACUGGAUCCAGAUAGAAAACACUUAUCUCUCAUCGAACUUAUUGUGACUCAUGCAUUUUUUCAGAUGUAAGUUACACCGUGGACUUAACAAUUUUGGGUGUUGAUCUUGCAAAAAUUGCUAUAAUUGACAAUUCUCCUUAGGUAGAUUUCCUGCCCAUUGACUUUCAUGUAUCCUUUGUAAAGAAUAUUUGGUUGCUAAUUGUUACAAGAUACAUAUAUAUGUAUGAUUUUGUGAA